Messenger RNA from Momordica charantia (bitter melon), 1128 nucleotides. RefSeq lists its product as uncharacterized. The record is from RefSeq and is a predicted model, not a curated record. NCBI's taxonomy places the organism in Eukaryota, Viridiplantae, Streptophyta, Magnoliopsida, Cucurbitales, Cucurbitaceae.
ACGAAAGUGGAAUUCCGCUGGGGAAACGAGACUCGGAGCCGACGAGUUUAAGACUCAGAGACUUUUCGAACGAAUUUCCAUAUCAUUAGAAGAAGAAAAGGCAUUCCAAUUUUGACCAAUUAAACGUCUAAUUUUUUCCGAUCGUUUUCGAGUUUCUCGAUUGGCGUUUAUCUUUUAUGAAACGGAUUUAAUCUCAUCGAUUAUUAUCCAAAUCUCGUUUCAUCCAUACUCGCCGCGGAAUUCUUAAACCACCACCGUCUUCUUCAACCACAAUCGUUUUCGAUCCAAGUGAAGGCCAAUUGCUCUGUUCGUGCUGUCUGAGAUUAUCGGAUGGCUUCCUUAGGAAUUCGAUGUGGAGGAAAUUGCGGUGUAUUGGACCGUCCGUAUGUCAAUGUUCACGACGGAUGUUGUGAUCAGAAGGCCGGUCCUCGCUCUUUGGUGGUUCCUACCGGAAGCGGCGCGAGAUGGAGGAGAUCGAGGAGAUUCGUAUCGGCGAUGACGAGUUUGCAGCCGGUGAAUAGGCGAGGUAACGGCAAUGAGGUUAUUUCGCGCGAUAAACUCGAUGAAUGGAUGAAGGAAUCGGUUGUUGAUAUUGUCAAGAAUCUUCGAGAAGCGCCUCUGUUCUUGCGGUUUUACACGACGGAGGACGGUGAGGCGGCGAGAUUCGAGACGGAGAAGGCGGUGGAGGAGAAGCGUUGGCCGGUUUUGGAGGAACAGUGGAAGAACGGAGCGGCUCCGAUGCCGGAAGGCAUCUUGUUCGUUCAAGAGCUAGAAGACGACGAUUACGACGAGGACGCUGACGGCGGCGGCGGCAAUGGAAGCAAUAUCGCCGGCGAAUCGAAGGCGUGGGGAAUCGUAAUACAAGGAAGAGGCGUAGAACGUGGAGGGCCGGUGUGUUACUUGUUGAAGACGAGUAGUGCGGCGGGGUUGGGACUGUGGUGCACGCAUUUCUGUCUGGUUAGGGUUAAGAAUUUCAGAGAGACGACCAAAUCGCAGCUCGAGAAUUGCUGGUUGCUGCAGAAUCAGUAAGACGUAGAUAAUGCCGAUUGAAUUGUGAAGUAUAAUUACACUCAUAAUCUCGAUUAAAAUUCAAUACUAAAAGACUCUGUGAAUUAAUGAUUCGUAGCA